Tetrapisispora phaffii CBS 4417 is the source of this 666-nucleotide messenger RNA. RefSeq names its product Srb2p (gene SRB2). The coding region runs from base 1 to 666 and encodes 221 amino acids. NCBI's taxonomy places the organism in Eukaryota, Fungi, Ascomycota, Saccharomycetes, Saccharomycetales, Saccharomycetaceae. The record is from RefSeq and is a predicted model, not a curated record. Gene Ontology annotation, molecular function: transcription coregulator activity. Gene Ontology annotation, biological process: regulation of transcription by RNA polymerase II. Gene Ontology annotation, cellular component: mediator complex. The transcript has a single exon.
AUGACCAGAACGGCGGUAAUAUUUAAUGAAAAAGCUACUCCAGAUGCUUUGGUUGAGUUUAAAGAUGCUCUAUCUAAUACAUUAACCUCGAUCUUAGAGCCAUGGUCUUUAGAAUUCAAGACCUUUAGAAAAACUACCAAAAAUGAGAGAUCAUCGAACUCAUCGAAUAUUAUGUAUUCUGUUUCAUUUGCUCAUCAUGACAAAGGUACUGUACUUAUUCAUGAUAAAUAUGCUAUCAUAACUACAAAUAACAGCAAUGACAUACCGAAAGAUCUAAUAUUGAAUACAUGUAGUACUGGGACAACAGAACCUAUUGAUAAUCUGCUUGCUCUUAGACUAUCAAAUAUUUGGUCUCAAAGACAAGGUAUUAGAGGCGAUGCAGGUGAAACUUUACAGACUACAAAUCUUAUAGUUCGAGUUGUCAAUUUAUUUUCCUCGACAGGCUUCAAGGGUUUACUGAUUGAAUUGAAUUCAUUAGAUGAUGAUGUCUCUGAAGAGGAGUUUAAAAUUAGCGUUGAUCAUGUACAAACUGUUUUAAAGGAUAUUAACUGUAAAGAUUUUAAACUUUCCACAGAUAGAUUAAAUUUUAAUGAGAACAAUGGAAACAGAAAGUUAAAUAUAUUAAGUGAUUUGGCAUAUCAGUACAUACAGGUACUUGAAUAUUAG